Molecule: messenger RNA, 885 nt
Organism: Ziziphus jujuba (common jujube)
Lineage: Eukaryota; Viridiplantae; Streptophyta; Magnoliopsida; Rosales; Rhamnaceae
Exons: 8
Coding region: 112-735 (207 amino acids)
Source: RefSeq, a predicted model, not a curated record
AUUUUUUUUUUUUUUUUUUUUAAGAAGGAAAUUAUUUCCUCUUGCAACUUCCAAAAAAAGUUGCAUAGUGUAAUUUUCAUUAAAGAAGAAAAAGAAAAACAAACUGAAAAAAUGGCGAGCACUCUCCUGUCAGCUCCUUGUUUUCUCUCUUCGCAAAAUAGGGAAGUGAGUGGACUUGCAAGGAAUUUCAGAAGCUCGUUCUCUGGCAAACUGAUGCAUUCUCAAUGUAUUCUAAGAAGAAAUUUUAGUGGAAGCCAUGGCAGCUAUCCUGUGGUGGCCUCAGUGGUGGGAAGGAAGGUCAAGAGCAGGGAGACUGUGGUUCCAGACCCAGAUUACCGAAUUCCGGUUGUCCUACUAGGUCUAGCUGGUGGGUUAGCUUAUUCAAAUAAUCUAUUACCAGCUGCACCUGUGGGUCUCCUCGGAUUACUUUUAUUGUUUCAGACUACUAGAGUGAGAUUUGUCUUUGAUGAAGAGGCCCUGGAGGUAAAAGUAGGGGAGGAGCUUCAAGAUUCGGGUGAAAAUGUAUUUGUGGGUGGAAAAAACCGUUGGAAAUAUUCGACGUUUGUGAAUUGGGAGCUUUGGUGGCCAAAUUUCCCUAUCCUGGUAUAUUUCAAAGAGACACAAACUAAGCCUGAAGGGCAAGUGCACUUCUUUCCAGUAAUAUUUAAUGGGAAGCAGCUCUAUGAUGUAAUGGUGGAGAGAGCUGGCCCUUCAAAAAAUAGUGGACCAAAGUAAUCCUGAAGGCUUUGACAUUGUUGUUUCAACUCCACGUCUCAUAAUAUAUAUACUAUACACCUUCAAGGUUUUCGUUUAUUACAAUCGGAUAUGCUUGGGUUUAUAUUUUUAUAACUUCAUAAAAGUAAUAAUAUUAUAUUCGAUAGUUAA